This is a messenger RNA of Cuscuta epithymum, 297 nucleotides long. The record is from the annotation of a GenBank genome assembly. NCBI's taxonomy places the organism in Eukaryota, Viridiplantae, Streptophyta, Magnoliopsida, Solanales, Convolvulaceae.
CUCGUCCCUGCUAAAUCCGGUGCCGCUGCUAAAGAGAGGGCCCGCGCCAGCCGAGACCUGACCUCCGGUCUUUAUGAGGUGACGGUACGGUAUCCGCCGAAGGGCGGUCUAUUCAAUGAUAAGGUCUCUGGGCACGACGUCCUUUUCCAGGCCAUUCCCGAUGCCGAUAGGGAGUACCUACGUCGGCAGAGCAAGGAUGUGCGUCUCUUCGAUGGAGGACUGGACUACGUCGUCCAGGGAGCCUUUAUGCUGAUGGAGCAGCAGCGGCGGCAGGAUGAGGAGCUUGCUCGCCUUCGG